AAUCUCAUUUGGCUUCAGGGAGAGAAAUGAAAAAUUUAGACUGGGAAUUUACGAUUUGCCAUGUCACAAUAUAGCUAGCUGGGCUCGGAAAUGGCAGUGGAUGUUUUUCAUUGCAUCAGGAGGACUUGGGAGCUUAAUUGUUUUUAAAUCUUGUUCAUCAAAGGAAAAAUUGUUUGAUUGCUCAGUCCAUUCACAAUUCAAUCACAUAUCAUUAAAUGAUUUGUUCCAUUGAAUGACUUAUUCUGUGAUAUAUAUAACCUAGAAGAUGUUGCCAUGGCUUCUGGAAGGACACUUGGUUCUCUUGACCUGUGUUGCUUGCCUAUUCCUAGAAGUAUUCCUGUGUGCUUACUGCUUGGGCAGAAUUCCACAAUCAAAGACAUGGUUCGAAUGAGUGCUUGCAUAACUAUUUGUUGUUUUGUUAUGGCGUUCCACUUCUGCAACACCAGAAGCUGAUUGCUUUACUGGGCAUCCCGGAGAUUAUAAAACGCAUAUGUUUGCACAUAAUGGAGGUGGUCCCUGUUAGGAGAAUGCAUGGUGAGUUCAUCAUUUAAGAUCAGAAUUGAUUGGGAGUGAAUGUCAGACUCAUCUAGUCUAAUGAUGUGGGUGUGUUUGUGCGUGUUGCGUGUGCAAACUACAUAUCAAAUUCUAAAAAAUUGCCUUAGAGUUCUUGUUUGACCUGAUCCGCGCCUUAUCUGGUUUGGAUACAGAAAUCUGCACAUCACUCCUUCAACAAAUGCUUCUGAGUUGCCUCCAUGUAGGAGAAUAAGUUCUGACUAUGCAGCAGCUUGCCAAUAUAAUCACAUUUCUGUGGAGUUCUCAAGACAUGUUUAACCCCAUAAUCAAAUGGUUUGCAGUCUGCUCAAAACUGGCUUCUUGUUUUUCAUAAUAGUUGGCGAGCAAGCAACAUAAACAUAUUUAAGAGCAAAGGUUUUUUUUUCUGAUAUUGUGUUCAGAGAAGGGUCUCAAAAUUAUGUAGAGAGAUUCUGAUUUGAGAUUUGAACUUCUGAUACUAUAUAUAUAUCAUACACACUUCUCUUUAAUUGAUAAUUUAGAUCUUGUCUGUGUUGCUUGAAAAAAAUGAGUCCAUACCAUUUUUUACAGUUCUCAAGGGUUUACUACAAGCAGAGAUAUUGAUAGGAAAUUUCGACCCAUCUUGGAUCAGCAACAUAGAGCGGAUUGGAAUAAUAAUAGCAUGUAAAUAUUGUUGAUUGGUUCUAGCCAAUAUUUUCUUGACAUGAUGGCCCUACAAUUUCAUUUGGAAGUUAUUCUCAUUUAUCCUUCCCUUUUUAAAGGAAAGUUAAUUUCAUGAACAUUAUUAUAAGCCAUGUAUCCUAAAACCACUGUCUGUGACUUAUGUUCUAGCGAGCAACCUAGAUUUCUAUUUUGUCUCAAAAACUCUGGUGAGUAUCAAUAUGGUGCAGCUACACAAACUCAUCCAGCUGCCAAUAAAACAGUCAUUCAUUGUGUUUGCCAAGUUAUUCUUGAAGUGCAUUUUUUGGAGGUUUGGUUCACAGUGGGUUGGGGUUUAUGAUCUGAUUGCACUUGUGCCUUUUCUUUUCUGAACUUCUAACCAUGCUCUCCUGCAUUGCUUACAUAGAAUUUUCUCCUUCCUUUCUUCUCCCGUUCUUAUCUUACAUGUGUUCGUUAUACAGGAAACUGUGCGAUAUUGUUUUUUUUUUUUUUCCUUUUGAUUACUUUUUAACUAUUAGUUAAACCAUUAAUAACAUUUUUUUUAUCCUUUAACUGUUAUAUUGUUGUUCUUGGAAGUAUAACUUAUCAGUGCCAGCACGGGAUGGUGUAAGCACAAUCCUGUACCAGAGAGCUAUCUCUCCAGGUGAGAUUCUAAACCUUGUUCCAAAGUUUUGGCACUUAGUUUGAAUCAGAUUCAGCAACUUGGAUAUGAUUUUUGCCAUGCUGAGGAGAGCACAAUAAGAAUGUUAUCCGGCAAAAUUCUCAACUGGACUUGGAGCUAUUUAUUUGUCUCUCUGAAGUAGCAGUUGUUCUCCUUUUUCCUCUGGUAGUUUGUGGCUUCUUUCUGGCUAUCCAUUUUAGCUGACACGCAAGCAAAUUUGACUACAUUGUGGUGUUUACUUGUACAUUUCUCACUCGAAGCCCAUCAUGAUCAAGCAGUGGAUACAGUUAUGCUUUCUACUCACCUUUUGCGAGAAUCUGCGGAUUCCUUUCUGGUGUUGGGUGCGCCCUGAAUGCAUAAAAGGGAGCUUUUAAAAGAUGUUCAGAGCCCAGCCAAGGAAUGUGGCCUUGGCUGCUUGCUGCACAACAUGGAAGAUGAGUCUGCAAUUGUGCUCCUACUGCUUGUGGCCACCCAACUCCACUUUGCUUCCAUUGCUGAAAGAAUAUUUAUCCUUGUGUCUAUGGGUCAUUCCACUCUGAUCAACCAUAGUUGAGCUCCUCCAGUUGGAAUUUUGUUCUACUUUAAGCUUGAUUUCUCAGACUCCAAAAAACAAUGAAGAGUAACUAGAGAUGUAUUCAAGUUGUGUAACGUGGAGUAUGUUAUGAUAAGAUCAUAAAGUGUGAAAGGUUGAUGCUUUGGAGUUCUGCUGGUAGAGAUGGCAGCUGAUUCUAAUAUGGGUUCCUACCAAGCAAACCUGCCUUCAUCUUUCCAUCAUCCUCUCAUGGUUUCUUUCCAGUCAGGUGCAAUAAAUAGCUUGAGUGGCAUGGUUCCUGAUGACAUCUGCAGUUUGGGUGGAAAGAACAACAUCGUUGGCCAGUUCGAUUCUCUUGGUUCUGGCCUGAUCAAUCAUAUGGAUGCAAUGACUUCCAUUCAGUACUCUGCAGGAUCUGUUCUUCAUGAACCAGUGCCAGGGUUUGAACAUGUGUCAGGCUCGCCUGCAAAUUGGUCACAAGAAGAAAUUGAAAUUUUGCACGUAGGUCUUAUCAAAUAUUCUUAUCUUAUGGGAAUACGAAAGUACAUAAAAAUAUCUGCUAUGUUGCGUAAGAAGACUAUAAGAGAUGUCGCAUUGAUGUGCCAAUCGAUCACACUACUAUUUUAUCAGACAUGGAGUUGCAUUCACAAGGAAACUGGAAAGAGGCAAAAGAUGAAAGAAUAUUAUGCAGCAGGAAAGACAAAAGAUAUGCUGGAUAAGAUGGGCAGCCCUUCUUCAACAGCCAACAUUUCCAUGGCUCCUACAUUGCUAACAGGGAAUCAUAUGAAGAUCCAGGAUAGUAUACCAUCUGAAGCUCCCUCUUUAGAGCAUAUUUUGGAUGAAAAUAAUAAACUUAUGGAUGCAAUUGCAAAAAAUAUUGACAGAGGCAUGCUAGAAGAGAACAUUAAUCUUUUUCAUUAUGUGAAAAAUAACAUCUCGAUCAUUGAGAAUAGAAUAUGUGUAAUGUCGACAACAAUUAAUAAAUUUCCUGGAUCCAUGAGACAAAUGCCUAUCCUGAGGGUAUCUAUAAACGAUGAGCUUCUAGCCAGUCUUAUCAAUCACACUAACAAUAACAUUACAGGUGCUCUGCCAAUGAACAACUACCAGUUGGACACAAUUUGCAUCACACCUAACAUAAGAGGAUUCAGGGAGCACACAUAAGCUCUCAGAAAACGCUACCAAUUCUAUCAGCUUCCUCCAUUCAUCGUCUGUCUAACGAGGAGGCCCUCAUCAAGUAGUCAGCAAUGACACCGAACCAUGGAAUGCGGAGUUUGGCAAUGAAGUCUCUUUGAAGCUAAAUUGCAACCUGACUAACUCCUUUUUUUGGGUCUAAAUUUUGUAUGUUUUUGCUGGAUAGUUGGAGGUUCUUUCGAGUGUGAAAAAUAUAAUGGUGUUUAAUCCUUGAAGCAUGGAUAAGUGAAUAUAGUGGCCAGAUGUUUCUUGAUGAUCA
Molecule: messenger RNA, 3834 nt
Organism: Zingiber officinale
Lineage: Eukaryota; Viridiplantae; Streptophyta; Magnoliopsida; Zingiberales; Zingiberaceae
Exons: 10
Coding region: 2568-3545 (325 amino acids)
Source: RefSeq, a predicted model, not a curated record